Molecule: messenger RNA, 1833 nt
Organism: Cyphellophora europaea CBS 101466
Lineage: Eukaryota; Fungi; Ascomycota; Eurotiomycetes; Chaetothyriales; Cyphellophoraceae
Exons: 3
Coding region: 1-1833 (610 amino acids)
Biological process (GO): proteolysis
Cellular component (GO): fungal-type vacuole
Molecular function (GO): serine-type carboxypeptidase activity
Source: RefSeq, a predicted model, not a curated record
AUGCAUCCCUACCAGGCGAGUUUGACGCUCUGGCUGGCUCUGGCUGGCCAUCAGGUUACCGCGCAGUUUGUCGAAACCCCCACCAACUUCACCAAUGCUACGGGCAAUGCCGGUGUUCCCGUUCGGUACAAAGAGGUACCGGCGGGCAUCUGCGAGAUGAAUCCAGACGUGAAAAGCUAUUCGGGCUAUGCCGAUGUUGAGGAGAACCAACACAUAUUCUGGUGGUUCUUUGAAGCCAGAAAUGUAAACGCCAGCGAGGCACCGCUGACUGUAUGGAUCAACGGCGGGCCCGGGUCCUCCUCCAUGAUCGGUCUCUUUCAAGAACUCGGCCCCUGCACGGUCAAUUCGAGCGGCGAUCCGGUAGAUAACCCUUACUCAUGGUCCAACGUCUCCAAUAUGCUCUUCAUCGACCAGCCAACUCAGGUCGGCUUUUCGUAUAGCGAGGCGGUUCCAGCGUACGUCGACGAGACUGGCGGCUACGUUGUGGUCUUGCCAGAAAACACUUGCCCAGACUAUGCCGAAGACCAGGACUGUGGCACUUACUCCCUUCCGUAUCAAGACCUCACUGCAAACACCACCGACCUUGCCGCGCCAAAUAUGUGGAAGACCAUUCAAGGUUUCAUGGGUGCGUUCCCACAGUACUCACGAAACGAGUUCUUCUUUGCGACUGAAAGCUACGGAGGCCACUAUGCACCAAUCUUCAACGACUACUUCCUCGACCAGAACGAGAAGGAAAUCGAAGGCGCCCAAAAGAUCAAACUGGCCGCCGUCCUCAUCGGCAACGGCUGGUACGACCCUCUCAUUCAAUACGAGGCAUUCUAUAACUACACUGUCAACCCGGGAAACUCCUACGAUUACGCACCAUUCAACGACUCAAUGAGCGCCCUUGUGUACAACGCCAUGUAUGGUCGCGGCAACUGCUACGACAUGACCGUCGACUGUAACAAGAACGGCUGGAAUAGCGUGUGUGCCUACGCGGACGCCUUCUGCUACCAGAACGUCGAGUACAUCUUCGAUCUCGUCACCGGACGCGAUGAGUACGACAUCCGGUAUCUGACCCCAGACCCGUUCCCACCCACUUACUACGUGGACUACCUGAACACGCCAGAGGUUCAAGCCGCCAUCGGUGCCUACGUCAAUUUCACCGAGAGCAACAAUGCCGUGAGCUUGGCUUUCGCCAACACCGGCGACGACGACCGCGAACUCGGCACCGUCGCAGCCACCAAGCGCAUCUACGACGCCAAUGUGACCAUGAUCCACUACUACGGCGACGCGGACUACGUAUGCAACUGGAUCGGCGGGCAAGUCAUCGCCGAGAACGUCGGCGCCGCCGGCUUCGAGGACGCAGGCUUCACCAACAUCUCCACGUCCGACGGCAAAGUUCACGGCCAAGUCAAGCAGGCAGGGAGAUUCGCUUUCGUGCGCAUUUAUGAAUCUGGCCACGAAGUGCCGUUCUACAAGCCCCUGGCUGCGCUGGAGAUGUUCGGGCGUGUGGUCAAUGGUUUGGACAUCGAGACAGGAAAAGUCAACAUAACGGCGGGUUAUUUGACCAAGGGGACGGUGACGAGUGACUUCAAGGAAGGCAACAGUACCGUGCAGCUGGAAGUGGUGGGAGAGGAUGACGAUGUCGUCUACGAUGUGGACACGGCGUUGCCGGUCUACGAGAAUGGGACAAGCGCGAAUACGGGGCCUAGAAGCAACCCUCCGAGCCGGUUGGUGAGGCGGGAUCAGGAUAAGAAGGAGAAGAGUAAGCGGAGAAAGAGAGCGCAGAGGUGGCGGCCGGGGAAGCAGAACUUGUAUAGGAGGAAUGCGCAGCCGAUGCCGUGGCUGUGA